Rubroshorea leprosula is the source of this 1179-nucleotide messenger RNA. Lineage: Eukaryota; Viridiplantae; Streptophyta; Magnoliopsida; Malvales; Dipterocarpaceae. The record is from the annotation of a GenBank genome assembly.
ACUCUGGCAGCAGUCGUAUGGGUUACAAUUCUUACAGGAGCCACAAUGAUGUUAGCAGUAGCAGCUUCCCAACAAUCAGAGGUUGAUGCAUUGUUGGAGAGUGGGUGGUGGGAUGGCUCUGUCAUUAGCGUUGCACACCAUUGUAGCUGGCCUGGGGUAACAUGCAACGAUAAUUUAAGUGUCAUCGAGAUCAGCAUCAGCCCUACAAUUUAUUUAUUUGACAGAAAAAGUUUUGCAAAGUUGAACUUUUCUGCUCUCCCCAAUCUUCUUAGGCUUGAUAUUAGUAAGCAAGGGGUUUAUGGAUGCAUCCCUCCUGGUUUGGGUCGUCUGACCAAACUUAGAUCACUGUCUCUUGGGGCCAACCAACUUAAUGGAUCCAUACCACCAAAAAUCGGGAAGCUACAUAAUUUGGUUACUUUGGAUCUUUCCUACAACUCUCUUUUAGGUGAAGUUCCUUCUGCUUUAGGGCAAUUGGCCAAUUUGGUUACUUUAAAUCUGUCCGACAACUCUCUUUCAGGUGAAGUUCCUUCUGCUUUAGGGCAAUUAGCCAAUUUGGUUACUUUGGAUCUUUCCGGUGCCUAUCUUUCCGGUGAAGUUCCUUCUACUUUAGGGCAAUUAGCCAAUUUGGUUACUUUGGAUCUUUCCGGUUCCAUCCCUCCUGCUUUGCUUCGUCUAACCAAUCUGACCUACUUGUAUCUUGAUUCAAAUCUUUUACAAGAAGAAUACAUAGAGCUAAAAGUAGGGAAGCAUAUCCAAGUCCAACAAAAAAUGGGGAUAUAUUCUCAAUAUGGAACUUUGAUGGAAGGAUUGCAUAUGAAGAUGUCAUUGAAGCAACUGAGGAUUUUGACAUCAAAUAUUGCAUUGGCACUGGUGGGUAUGGUAGUGUUUAUAGAGCACAAUUGCCAAGUGGUCAAGUAGUUGCUUUAAAGAAACUACAUCGAAGGGAAACAGAGGAGCUAGCCUUUGAUAAGAGUUUCAGAAAUGAGGUUAAGAUGUUGACAGAAAUACGACAUAGAAACAUUGUGAAGCUUCAUGGAUUUUGCCUACAUAGGAGAUGCAUGUUUUUGAUCUAUCAAAACAUGGAAAGAGGAAGCUUGUUUUGUAUGCUUAGAAAUGAUGAUGAAGUUGUGGAUCUGGAUUGGAACCUAAGAGUGAAUGUCAUAAAAAACAUAGCACAUG